AGCUGUCGUCGUCGUCUCAACCGCUCUCUAUAGCCGACGUCGGGGGUGGUCUUGACUCUUGAUGUGUCCUUGUCUCUGAGCUCAGUUUGACCUCGUCUCUGCACUCGUCCGAAUAAUAGCCCUCGCUUAGACUCGGUCGCGGCAGCAAUCAUGGCUUCGGACUUCAGUCUUGUCGACAUCAAGGGAUGGGAGUAUGAUCUGCACUCGGUGUACACCGCAUACAUGGGCUAUUUCCAGAAUAACGGGAUCCCAUGGUAUGAUCGCUCAUGGGGCCAUCUCUUCAACUCCUUCGAAGACUUCCUUGCGUUCUCUUGGCCCGUUAUCACCGUCACGGAUUCGUGGACAGGUAGAGCGCACAUAGUCACGCGAAUGACCUCCAUUGGUGCAUUUCUCAAGAUGAUCAAGACGAGAUUCGGGGAGACGCUACCCAUGGUAGACCACAUUCUGAAGAUCACACCCUUCGAGACACACCAACGGCGCCUGCGUACCGUCAACGACUACGAAGUGUACAAGAAGUUGCACGCCGCUUUACCUGCCGCUGUGCUCGCGGCUCUCAAGGUCAGGGCGCGAAGCGGAGAGCCGAGGGUAAUUCAAGAGUUGUGGGACAAGAGGGACAAGACUUUCGUGGCUGUUGAUUUCGAGAACUCUGAGCGUAAUGCUUCGUCGGUUCUUGAAUGGGGAUACGCAGCGGUGCGCUGUGGUCAUCUGGACACGAUAGGAUCCUGGCCGCCAAUACCGGAGGACAACUAUAGGAGGGGACAUUAUGUCGUCGCUGAGUAUGCCGACAGAAUGCGCAACCAGAAAGUCCCCAAUCAUCCUUGGAAUUAUGCAUUUGGUGAAAGUCAAGUGGUCCCCAAGGCUAAACUUGCGGUGAUCAUUGAAGCGAUCAUAAGUAGUCUAGCUAGCCCAGACUCAGAGACCACACCAAACAAUAUCGUCCUCGUUACUCAUUCAGCCGCAGAGGAUCUUCGCCGCAUAGAAGAGCUCAAGAUCAAACUGCCGCAUAAUGUCCUUGUGGUUGAUGUGACAACCUUCGAAAGCGGUCUGUUCAAAGCGGGUCACCGAGGUGCCAUGUUGGAUGCGAAAACUGGCCACCACCGCCAGCCGGGCUCCACUCUCACCCUCGCCAGUCUUCUUUACUCACUCAACUUCCCUGUUGACUACACCCUCCACAACGCCGGGAAUGACGCCUUCGCCUGUCUCCUUGCCUUGCAGACCCUCCUAGACUCGUCUACACCCCAUCCACCUCCGAGAGCUCAGGCUGCCGUCACGAACCGGAGGUCUAUUAGCUUCUCGAACCUCCCUGGGCCUUACGGUGUCAUGAUGCCUCCGCCGAUGGUUACGCCGCCGACUAUACCGAUCAUGAGGCCGCACUCCCUCUCCCCCGGCGCGUUCGCGGGAAGUUCAAAGGACUAUUUCGGUGCUAACGAUGGUAGUCCUCCGAUUCCAUCUUCUUGGUCGAAACGUCGCUCGGCAAACUUUGCGUCGAAUAACACGCUGGGAGUACCUUCUACGGAGACAGGCACAAGGAGGAGGAGCAUGCUUGCGCCGGACGAAUAUGGGAGACUAGACGGUGGCUCGUCGACGGAUUUGCUUGCUGCCAAGAUGAAGCAGACGACCCUUGGCUGAUGUUUUCACUCUGAUUCCAUUCUACGUUUUCUUGGACUCUUGACCGUGUUGGAACGGACUCUAAGUUUGUGGAACAUAUCUUUCUUGUUGUACAUUUCCUUGGACUUCUUACGACAUAUUACGACUGUUUGGACACCUUACGCCUCCUUGCGUGAUGGACUCAGGCUGAAAGCAUCCUCUUCCGCUAUCUUACCCACUAAUAUCUCGAUUUAUCCAUAUUUGCAAAGGAGGACUCUAUGCGCGUAGCCCCUGAUGGGAAGACCUAGUGGUCCCCGUCUUGGUGCGCUGCUUCAUGGACAUAUCUACGCUUCCCUAUGGCGCUCAUUCUGUACUUGGACACGGACUGCGCCCCGCACAUUUUUAACCUUGACUUUCC
Molecule: messenger RNA, 2005 nt
Organism: Stereum hirsutum FP-91666 SS1
Lineage: Eukaryota; Fungi; Basidiomycota; Agaricomycetes; Russulales; Stereaceae
Exons: 10
Coding region: 151-1629 (492 amino acids)
Cellular component (GO): nucleus
Source: RefSeq, a predicted model, not a curated record